Molecule: messenger RNA, 471 nt
Organism: Aureococcus anophagefferens
Lineage: Eukaryota; Pelagophyceae; Pelagomonadales; Pelagomonadaceae
Exons: 3
Coding region: 1-471 (156 amino acids)
Biological process (GO): translation
Cellular component (GO): cytosolic small ribosomal subunit; ribosome
Molecular function (GO): structural constituent of ribosome; RNA binding
Source: RefSeq, a predicted model, not a curated record
AUGGCCGACGCGGAGACCGCCGCCGCGCCGCCCCCGCCCGCAAACACGCACGUCCCCACGGUGCGCGUCAUCGCGCGGGACGACUUGGGCCGCGCCUACGGCACGGGCCGGCGCAAGACGUCGUCGGCGCGCGUCUGGGUGCUGCCCGGCGACGGCACGGUGACGAUCAACGGGAAGAACCUGCUGGACUACUUCGCGCGGCGGACCCACGUCGACGAGGUCGUCGCGCCCUUCGCGGUCACGCGGACCGCGUGCAACUUCGACGUCAAAGCGACGGUCAAGGGCGGCGGCCUCAGCGGCCAGGCGGGCGCCGUGCGCCACGGCAUCGCCCGGGCGCUCCAGAACUACGACCCGGCCUACCGCCCGGCGCUCAAGUCCGCGGGCUUCAUCACGCGCGACCCCCGCAUGGUCGAGCGCAAGAAGCCGGGCCGGAAGAAGGCGCGGAAGGCGUUCCAGUGGGUGAAGCGCUAG